AUGGAAAUCGUGAAAACGAUCAUCCCACACAAUAACUCUUUCGUAGAGCCACAGAUUCCAUCAGCUACAGAAUGGUUGGCAAAUAUGUCUGUAAUGCACGUCUCCUGUCUAACCAUCGCGUGUGUAUUCGUUGGUAUCACCUUCGUCCUCUCCUUCUUUCAUCUGUACUUCGUUUUGAAAUAUGUCUCAAACGAAAGGAUACGAAAUGAUAUGUAUGCAUUGAUAUUCAUGUUUCCUAUAACCACAUUUGCAAGUCUAGUGGGAAUGUUCAUUCCAAGAGCCGCUGUCUUCCUAUACGCAGUUUCUCUAGUCUAUUUCAUGUUUACUCUCUUCAUAAUGGUCACCCUUCUAUUCAACAUCUUCGGUGGACGUCAAGAAAUGAGCGCCUAUCUUCUACAACGUAACAUUCGAGUCAACUUCACAGUACCCCCUUUGUGCUUCUGCAAAUUUCUACCAACUGUGGAGAGUACUGACCAAAAUCUACGGCGGAUUGAGUGGCUGGUUUUUCAAACUCCAAUAAUUCGUACAUUACUGGAAUUGGUGUCGGUAGUUGUGUCCAUGGAACAAGAGGGAAGACGAGAGAGCAUUUGGUUCGUUUUCUCUCAAUUGUUGGCUCUACUCUCCAUGUGUAUCGCGUUCUAUGGUUGCUACGUGAUGGUUCCGCUGGGGAGAGAGAAACAUGCUCCCUACCGAUUCGACUUCUUGUUCCGAACAUGUGACAUUGCUCAGUGCAUUUACACAAUUCAGAAGUUUGUGUUCGAGUUUGCCGCUGCCGUUGGACUGAUCACUUCGGAUCGUUUUCUUCCAGCCGCUGCAAAAGCAUUGUGGUGGGCAUCGUUCAUGUGCACUUGGGAAAUGAUGCUUCUUUCGGCACUCUGCUCCUACUGUCUUCGACCAUCGAAAUGCAGAUUUUUUGACCUAUACCCGGGAAACGACGUGGUUGCUUCAUCGCCAAGAGAACACUCCAGCUCCCGUGUCUCUUCAUUUACUCGUCGUGACAUAGCUGUAGAGUAUGAACCUCGGAUCGCUGGAGUCAUGUUGGAACCAACACCACGUAUCAAGGAUAACAACAAUACACCAGAGGAGACAGCUACAGUACCUCAUUUUGAGGAUAACUUUGAUUCGAUUUCUCAGAAUUGA
Messenger RNA from Caenorhabditis briggsae, 1140 nucleotides. Bases 1 to 1140 code for a protein of 379 amino acids. Lineage: Eukaryota; Metazoa; Nematoda; Chromadorea; Rhabditida; Rhabditidae. The record is from RefSeq and is a predicted model, not a curated record. Gene Ontology annotation, biological process: transport. Gene Ontology annotation, molecular function: transporter activity. The transcript has 6 exons.